AUGCGUCGUUACCUCCUUCCCCUCUUCGCCCGUUUCGUCAACUUCGCCACGCGGCUCUUCGACGCGCUCUGCGGUUUUCUCUUCCUCCCGCCACUCGCGACGCGCCUGCUGCAGUGGCUCCUCCCGUUAGAGGAACGCGCGGUGCUGCGCGCCGCGUACAAGGCCACGGGACUGCGUGACUAUGGCGAGGGGACGUUCCUGACGGGGCUGCGGCUUCUAUUGAAGGGUCUCGAAGAGGAGGCGAGACUGAGCGCGUUUGGGAGGAUUCUUAUAUGGAACGAUGUACAGCGCCUGCUGCGGUACCGGCUGCAUCUGGAGGAUACAAGGAGGCAACAACCCGAGAUAGAGGAGGAGAAGAUUGAGGCCCCAGUGUGCAUAUUGGGUCUGCCGCGCACAGGCACCACCUUCCUCUUCAACCUGCUCGCCCUCGACACAUCGCUCUUCCGCUCGCCGCUCACAUGGGAGGUGCAUCACAUGCACCCUCCCCCGGACGCCACCUGCUACGAUACUGACAAGCGCAUUGGGGAGACUGAGGCGUUUCUGGAGGGGGUCUCUGCUCUGCUGCCUUCUGUGGGUAGUGCUGCUGUGUGCUCUCUUUGUCGCUCGCCGCUCACAUGGGGGGUGUCCGCACUGCUUCCUUCCUUCCAGGCGUUGCACCCAGUGACAGCAACAGGACCACAGGAGUGCAUGGGACUCAUGAUGUACGAUUUCACGUCAUUCGCCUUCCCCACCAUCCACUUCAACAUCCCUUCCUACUUUCGCUGGUACCUCUCUUCAGACCUCACCCCCACCUACCGCCUCCUGCGCUGGCAGCUGCAGUACCUGCAGUGGCGCGGGCCCAAGGCCCCCCGCUGGCUGCUCAAGUGCCCGGCUCACCUCUUCUCUCUGCCUUCGCUUAUGGCUGCAUUUCCCGAUGCCAAACUCAUCUUCACACACAGGAAUCCGUUGACUGUGCUGGCAUCGGCACAUAGCCUUAUAAGGGGAAUACGGAGCAUCCACUCGGACCAUGUUGAUAAAUCAGAGAUCUCCCAGACAUGGGUGCCAGCUGUCGCAAGCGCAUUGGCUGAGAUGAUGCGGCUGCGGGGGAUUGACGGGUCAGGCACAGAGGGGAAAGAAGAAGUGACUGAAGAGAGGGAGCGUACAAAUGGCUCGAAGGGUUAUGUGACUGUAACGAAGGGGGAGAGGAAAGGGGAAGGAGAUGAGGUGGAGGGAAGUGUAAGCAGUACUGUGGGCAACGGAAGCAGCAGCAAUGGUUCUUCACCCAAUGGUGUAAGCAGGAGCAGCAUCAGCAAUGGUAGCAACAGUGGUGACAGCAGUAACGAGUUGUCUUCAGUUGACAGCACUCUGGCUCUGCGGUCUUCCCAGGCCGUUGAUGUGCGCUACAGCGAUCUCGUGGCCGAUCCGAUGGCCACGGUGCGCCACAUCUACCAAGAUCUGCUCAAGCGCCAGCUGGACGAUGACGUGGCGGAUAAGAUGCGUGCUUACCUGGCGGCCAACUCCAAGGAGAAGCGUCCUCGGCAUCACUACAAGUGGGGAGGCACAAUGCUGGAUAAGCAGCGGGAGGAGCAGUGGCUGUUGUUCCUAUUCUCAUAUCACUCCUACCGUUCUCACUUCUGUUCUGUGUCCUCUCAGGAGAAGCGACCUCGGCACCACUACAAGUGGGAAGACACAAUGCUGGAUAAGCAGCAGGAGAAGCAGCGCUUUGAAUUCUACAUUCGUGCGUUUGGUCUUGAGAGCGAGCACUAG
Closterium sp. Naga37s-1 is the source of this 1746-nucleotide messenger RNA. The record is from the annotation of a GenBank genome assembly. NCBI's taxonomy places the organism in Eukaryota, Viridiplantae, Streptophyta, Zygnematophyceae, Desmidiales, Closteriaceae.